Eucalyptus grandis is the source of this 2135-nucleotide messenger RNA. RefSeq names its product cytochrome P450 89A2. The record is from RefSeq and is a predicted model, not a curated record. Gene Ontology annotation, molecular function: oxidoreductase activity, acting on paired donors, with incorporation or reduction of molecular oxygen, NAD(P)H as one donor, and incorporation of one atom of oxygen; iron ion binding; heme binding. NCBI's taxonomy places the organism in Eukaryota, Viridiplantae, Streptophyta, Magnoliopsida, Myrtales, Myrtaceae. Gene Ontology annotation, cellular component: membrane.
UCUCCUCCAUAUUGGAAGCUAUGGAGGGUCGAGAUCCUCCGCUCAAUUUCAUCAACGUCAUAUUGGCACUUCUUUCUCGCUUACUUCAGUAAACAGGACACGUUCCUAGAUGCAAGGGAUGGCAACCCUCAGAUCGGCCGCGGCUCAGGCCCCUUCAAGUUCCUAACCGAACCAAUGUCUUCGCACUUUCCGAUCUUUCAUCAUCCAAGUCCGGGCCGUGUCUUCUAGCAUCAAUUAAAUAUUCUCGAGGGUGUGAUGCUGAAAUUUUUUUUCCUUAUUUUAUUCAGCGAGGUCCACGAAUGUGUUCUGACGAUCGGCAAGAAAGCUACUUUUUGGACGUCAGCCAUUCCGUUUUCUUUCCGCUACGUCGUCAACCUCGUCUGCGAUCUUAUAUCUCUGCAAAUCCUUAACUUGGUCUUCCUCAAGUACUCAGAGUCAAUCCCGCAAAAGAUGGAAGUCUGGUUCCUCAUCCUCGUCACCCUCUCCGUCGCCGCCCCCUCAACCCUCAACCUCCUCUCCUCCGCCCCCAACAAGAAGAGCCUCCCGCCGGGCCUUACCUUCCCGGUCGUCGGCAACUUCCUAUGGCUCCGCAAGUCCUCCUCGGAGGUCGAGCCCAUCCUCCGCUCCCUCCACGCCCGUUACGGCCCGAUGGUCACCCUCCACAUAGGCUCCGGACCCGCCGUCUUCGUCGCCUCCCCGACCCUCGCCCACGAGGCCCUCGUCCAACGGGGCGCCGUCUUCGCCGACCGCCCGCCACCCUCUGCCACCAUGCGCCUCCUCUCCUCCAACCAGCACAAUAUCAACACCUCCUCCUACGGCCCCACCUGGCGCCUCCUCCGCCGGAACCUCACGGCGGAGAUCCUCCAUCCCUCCCGCCUCCGCUCCUACUCCCGCGCCCGCACGCGGGUCCUCAACAUGCUCGGGGCGGAGCUCAAGUCACAGCCUGGUGGCGUAGUCCGCGUCAUCGACCACUUCCAGUACGCCAUGUUCUGCUUGCUGGUCCUCAUGUGCUUCGGAGACUGGCUCGAGGAGGAGCAGAUUAAGCAGAUCAAGGAGGUUUCGCAACGGGCGCUGCUGAGUCAAUGGCGCUUCAACGUCCUCAAUUUCUGGCCGUGGCUGAGCAAGUUCGUCCUCCGGAAGCGAUGGAAGGAGUUCUAUGAGCUCUGCCAGUGUCGGAAACGCGUCCUCGUCCGGCUCAUCAGAGCUCGACUCAAGGCCAAGCAAGAGCAGCUGAGCAAAGCCAAGGAGGACGGAAACGACGGCAAUGGCGAUUGGAUCUUGCCGUACGUGGACACGCUCCUGGACCUGGAGCUGCCGGAGGAGAAGAGGAAGCUGGAGGAGGACCACAUCGUGAGUCUGUGCUGGGAGUUCCUCAACGCCGGCACCGACACAACGUCCACGGCGCUGCAGUGGAUCAUGGCCAACCUGGUCAAGUACCCAGAAAUCCAAGAGAGGCUCUACGAUGAAAUCAAAUCAGUUGUGGGAGAAGGGGUGGAACAAGUGAAGGAGGAGGACCUACAGAGGAUGAGCUACCUGAAAGCAGUGGUACUGGAGGGGCUGCGCCGGCACCCGCCGGGGCAUUUCGUGCUGCCGCAUGCGGUGAAGGAGGACGCGGAGUUGGGCGGCUACGCGAUCACCAGGGACGCGUCCAUCAACUUCAUGGUGGCGGAGAUGGGUUGGGACCCGAAAGUCUGGGAAGACCCGAUGGAGUUCAAGCCCGAGAGGUUCUUGAACUCCGCCGGCGGAGGAGCAGCCAGCGGGUUCGACAUCACGGGGAGUAGGGAGAUAAAGAUGAUGCCGUUUGGGGUGGGGAGGAGGAUCUGCCCUGCGUCCGGGCUCGCGAUGCUGCACCUGGAGUACUUCGUGGCGAACCUGGUGUGGCAGUUCAAGUGGCGGACGGUGGCCGGCGAGGAGGUGGACCUAUCGGAGAAGCAAGAGUUCAUCGUAGCGAUGAAGAACCCUUUAAGGGCCCAGAUUUCAUCCAGGAAUUAGGGACCCUUGAAUUUCGGAAAAUUUACGUCGAUUGUUGCCUUCAUGCACUCUCUCUGAUGUACACGCUUCUUUGCUUGGGAACCCUCGAGGUGUUUGUGAAAAUUCCUCAAAGAGCGCACGUGAAGGUUUUCGAACCACCGCCG